Phacochoerus africanus (Common warthog) is the source of this 1777-nucleotide messenger RNA. RefSeq names its product keratin 23 (gene KRT23). Gene Ontology annotation, molecular function: structural molecule activity. Bases 225 to 1475 code for a protein of 416 amino acids. The record is from RefSeq and is a predicted model, not a curated record. The transcript is spliced from 8 exons. Lineage: Eukaryota; Metazoa; Chordata; Mammalia; Artiodactyla; Suidae.
CACUCUAAACAACAACAGCGUGUGCGAAGGCCCAGGGGCGCUGAGGGAUUGACCAAGAGGAAACACGUGUUGCACAAUGAUAGGAUCUUGUUGGUACAGUUGUCAGAGAAGGGAACUCCCACAGCAAAGGGCAUAAAACCAUCCAGGGCAGUCCGGGGCGGCUCAGUUUUGCGGUGUCAGGGAGCGGACCAGAGCCCAGCCCUGCCCCGGACACAGAUGGGACCAUGAGCUCCCGUUACAGCUUCAGCCAGACCCUCUCAGGCUCCCUCCACGGAGCCGCAGGCGGCUGGGGCUGGCCAGGGAGCUUUCCCCGGGCCCCCAGUGUCCAUGGGGGUGCAGGGGGUGUCCGCAUCUCCCUUUCCUUCUCCUCGCCACGGAGCUGCCCACCCCCAGGCGGGUCUUGGGGGUCUGGAAGGGGCAGCUCUCUCCUAGGCGGAAAUGGGAAGGAGACCAUGCGGAACCUCAACGACCGCCUGGCCUCCUACCUGGACAAGGUGCGCGCCCUGGAGGAGGCCAACGUGAAACUGGAAAGUUGCAUCCUGAAGUGGCAUGAGCAGAGAGAUCCUGGCAGCAAGCAAGAUUACUCCCAGUAUGAGCAAAGCAUCAGCCGCCUACAGCAGCAGAUAGCAGAUGGCAAGAUGACCAAUGCUCAGAUCAUUCUUCUCAUUGACAACGCGAGGAUGGCAGUGGAUGACUUCAGCCUUAAGUAUGAAAAUGAACACUCCUUAAAGAAAGACUUGGAAAUUGAAGUUGAGGGCCUCCGAAAGAACUUGGAUGAUCUGACCAUCAUCACAACGGACCUGGAACAGGAGGUCGAGGGGAUGAGGAAAGAGCUCAUCCUCAUGAAGAAGCACCAUGAGCAGGCAAUGGAGGAACAUCACAUGCCAAAUGACUUCAAGGUCAACGUGAAGGUGGAUGCAACUCCGGGAGAAGAUCUGAUUAAGGUCCUGGAGGAUAUGAGGCAGGAAUACGAGCUUCUAAUUAAGAAGAAGCAUCAAGACUUCGACGUGUGGUAUAAAGAGCAGUCAGCAGCCAUGGCCCAGGAGGCGGCCAGUCCAGCAGCUGGGCAGAGUGGCCAAAGUGACAUCCAUGAGCUGAAGCGCACUUUCCAGGCCCUGGAGAUUGACCUAGAGACACAGUACAACAAGAAGUCCGCCUUAGAGAAUAUGCUAUCGGAGACCCAGUCCCGGUACUCCUGCCAGCUCCAGGACAUGCAAGAGAUCAUCUCCCACCACGAGGAAGAAUUGGGGCGGCUACGUCAUGAACUGGAACGUCAGAACAAUGAAUACAAGGUCCUCCUAGGUAUCAAAAGCCACCUAGAGAAGGAAAUCGCCACCUACCGCCAGCUCCUGGAGGGAGAGAGUAGAGGGUCAAUGGAAGAAUCUAAGUCGAGUGUGAAAGCUCCAAAGAUCAAGGCCAUCACACGAGAGAGCGUCAAUGGAAGAAUAAUUCUUUCUCAAGUGAAUGAGCUCUAAAAGUUCACAUGAGACCAAUAAAAGUUUCUGCCUGUGGUGAAAACUAACUUCCCCCAAAGGAAAGUCCUUGCUCAGACACAAAUGGGUGAAUUCUAAGAGGUAUCUUUGGAGUUACCAGGCUCAGAAACUUUUUUUUUUCUCUAUAUCACUCUCACCAGACAUUCCAUCGUGAUAUUAAUAGACCGAUGCACUUUUUCAAAGUAGGAGUGCAUGAGCUUAAAGCACUACUCUCCUACUGCAAUGAUCCAAGUCCCAUCAUUACAGCUCUAUUUUGUAGCCAAUAAAACGCCACACCAGUUGCA